UUCUCCUUGCAACUCUUCUCCCAAUGUUUCCUCAAUAUCAUCGAUGGAGAGUGAAGGUUUAGGCUCUUUUCUGUCCCAGAUCUUGUAGCUUGCUACACUUGCACUCUUUGCAUUUUUUCAAUUCACAUUCCGAUUCGUUGCAGAUUCUUUUUAUUUCACAUGAUCGUCACUUCUUGCGCAUGUAAUUGUUAAUUGAAGCCAUUUGCAGGUGGUCCACAGAAAUCAAAUUCUCCUCACCUUCGUCUUCUUCAGCCUUUAGUCACAACAACCAACGUUAAAGAUAUGAAAACGCUAACUGUUAAAACUGAAGAUUCUUUUUCCAGUUUGCUGGAACUUGCUUCUAACAAUGACAUUGAAGGUUUCAAGAUUCUUGUAGAUAAGGAUUCUUCUUCGAUCAAUGAAGUUGGGCUCUGGUAUGGCCGUAAGAAUGGAUCAAAGCAAAUUGUUCUUGAGCAUAGAACCCCUUUGAUGGUUGCUGCUACGUACGGUAGCAUCGAUGUUCUGAAGCUUAUACUGUCGUGCCCAGAGGCAGAUGUGAAUCUUGCCUGUGGGGUGAAUAAAAGCACUGCCCUUCACUGUGCUGCUUCUGGUGGGUCUGUUAAUGCAAUUGAUGCUGUGAAGCUUCUUCUAUUAGCCGGUGCUGAUGUGAAUUGCGUGGAUGUGAAUGGUAAUCGCCCUGUUGAUGUUAUUGUUGUUCCUCUCAAGAUGCGAGGGAUGAAAACUAUUCUUGAGGAGCUUCUUUCAGACAACGCUUCUGAUGGCUCUGUUGGUGAAUUCUAUGUUCGGGUGUCUUUUAAUUCUUCCAGUCCUGUUUCUCCUGCACAUUCAUCAAAUGGAAUGCCAUACUCUCCUUCAGGCUCGCCGCCAUCUCCUGUGGCUUCGAAGUUUAGUGAUGCAGCUAUUGGCUCUUUGUUUGAGAAGAAAGAAUAUCCAAUUGAUCCGUCAGUUCCUGAUAUAAAAAACAGCAUAUAUGCAACAGAUGAGUUUCGGAUGUUUUCGUUCAAGGUGAGACCUUGUUCCCGGGCAUACUCACAUGAUUGGACUGAGUGUCCAUUUGUCCAUCCUGGGGAGAAUGCUCGAAGGAGGGACCCAAGGAAGUUCCAUUACAGCUGUGUGCCAUGCCCUGAUUUUAGGAAAGGGGCUUGUAGACGUGGAGAUAUGUGUGAAUAUGCACAUGGAGUAUUUGAGUGCUGGCUACACCCAGCUCAGUAUCGGACACGCCUCUGCAAAGAUGGCACCAGUUGCAAUAGAAGGGUGUGUUUUUUCGCUCACACUGCAGAGGAGCUGCGUCCACUGUAUGUUUCCAGUGGAUCUGCUGUCCUUUCACCCCGAUCAUCUGCUGCCUCAGCCCCAAACGUCAUGGACAUGGCUGCUGUAAUGGGCCUUUUGCCGGGUUCACCAUCCUCGGUCUCGUCCUUGUCCCCAUCCCACUUUGCCCAGCCGAUGUCUCCGUCUGCAAAUUGCAUGUCACUUUCUUCUGCUGCUUGGGCACAACCAAAUGUGCCAGCUCUUCAUUUACCAGGAAGCAAUCUUCAAUCUAGUAGGUUGAGGUCUUCCCUUAGUGCUCGUGACAUUCCACCAGAACACUUGAAUUGUUUGCCUGAUUUUGAUGGACAGCAGCACCCUUUGAAUGACUUGAGCUGUUUCUUACAGCCUCGAACUGGUGCUGUUUCAGUGAGUAGACCUGGCCGGUCCAAGACACUGACUCCGUCAAAUCUGGAAGAGCUUUUUCCUUCUGAGGUUUCUUCAUCUCCCCGGUAUUCUGACCUAGCAAUGACUUCUCUGUUUUCCCCUACACACAAAUCAGCCGUUCUCAAUCAGUUUCAACAGCUGCAGUGUGUGUUAUCGCCUUUAAAUACAGAUGUUCUCUCUCCUAGGAAUGUUGAGCAUUCUAUGCUACAGACUUCAUUUGGUGUUUCUCCUUCUGGAAGGAUGUCUCCAAGAAGUGUUGAACCAAUCUCCCCAAUGAGUGCUCGCUUAUCUGCAUUUGCUCAACGCGAGAAGCAGCAGCAACAGCUGCGCAGUAUUAGUUCAAGGGAACUUGGUGCUUAUAGUCCCGCCUCAAUUGUUGGCUCCCCUAUAAACAGUUGGUCUAAGUGGGGUUCCCCUAAUGGAAAAGUUGAUUGGUCAGUAAAUGGAGAUGAUGUUGGUCAUCAGAUGCAAAAAUCAUCCUCAUUUGAGUUUAAAAACAAUGGGGAAGAGCCUGAUCUAUCCUGGGUCCAAUCUCUGGUGAAGGAAUCUCCACCUGAGAUGAUCAAAGAGAACUUUGCAUCUUCUGAACCUGCUGCAUCUGCUGAUGGACUGAAUUCCAAUUCCCAAAUUGAACCCAUUGAUCAUUCUGUUUUAGGAACUUGGCUGGAGCAAGUGCAACUGGAUCAGCUUGUAGUCUAGUCAAAUUGACCCUUUACAUCUUGUUGAGAUAGGUAUUUAAUUUUCCUGAGGUACAUAUUCUUUUGCUGAAUUUUUUUGGGAAGACAAGAAGGAAGUGUGGUAAAGGAAGGGGGUUGGCCGCAAAGUUGCCAAGCGAUAUUCUAUUUUUUUCUUCUUUUUUAAUAUUUGCCAUCCAUUAUUUUACUACAGAGCUUCGAGAGAGGUGAACAAGUCUCUCUGGGGCUGUCUGAAUAUUCAAUAGGGGAGAAAUCGUGUCGAGGUUAUGUAUUUUUCUUCCAAAACGCCCCGUAUCAGGAUUCUCCCUUUUUCCAUUUUACUGCAGUUCUGAUUUCCCUAUCAAGCAAGCUAGACGGUUUAUAGUGAAAAAAAGCCAUAGGCUUGAGUUUGUCGCAAAGUUCUUUCUGAAGUUAAGCCAAGUCAUAUUUUGCUGUUGCCUACUAAGGUUGAAGUUCUUAUCUUUUUGAGGGAAUAAUUAGAGAUGAUCUGCGCUACUUGAAUAUUUUACUGCAGAUCACAAUAGAUAGUGAAAAGUUUACUAUGUUCCUAUGAUGUAUUACCUUGAAUUGUGCGUGCUGGUUAUCAUCUUGUUUUCAAAUUCAAAUGCAAUGUAUUUUUUUCUUCUUCUCUUUUGACCCCUUUUUUCUGUAUCUACUUUCAUUAAUUAAAUGCAAUGUCAAGUAGUACUCUUCGCACCAAGUGUUUUGUAAGGGAGAUGGGAUGAAUUUGGAAUCUUUUUUUAUAUAUGAUUUUUAACUGUGAAACUAGUGACGGGUUUUUUUUUUUUUUUUCAUUAUUCGUUUUUUCUGUGUAAUCUUGCACAUAAUAAAAUGUAUAAUAAAUUUUUAUUGCAAAUUAUUGAAUUUAAUGUAAUUUAAUGUGUGUGUGUGUGUGUAUAUAUAUAGUAUUUGCUUUGUGCAUUGAAUGAUAAAAUACAAGAUCCAGG
This is a messenger RNA of Abrus precatorius (Indian licorice), 3334 nucleotides long. Its product is annotated as zinc finger CCCH domain-containing protein 30-like. The transcript has 2 exons. NCBI's taxonomy places the organism in Eukaryota, Viridiplantae, Streptophyta, Magnoliopsida, Fabales, Fabaceae. The coding region runs from base 283 to 2391 and encodes 702 amino acids. Gene Ontology annotation, molecular function: protein binding; metal ion binding. The record is from RefSeq and is a predicted model, not a curated record.